This is a messenger RNA of Photinus pyralis (common eastern firefly), 611 nucleotides long. RefSeq names its product MIP18 family protein galla-1-like. The record is from RefSeq and is a predicted model, not a curated record. The transcript has 5 exons. Lineage: Eukaryota; Metazoa; Arthropoda; Insecta; Coleoptera; Lampyridae. Bases 76 to 531 code for a protein of 151 amino acids.
AUCGUUUUAGAUUAGCAUAUGUACUGCACUGUAUGUAAUACGCUCUUUUGUAUGUGAAUGUGACCUACGUAAAAUAUGAUGGAUGAACUUGAAGAAAAUUCUCCGGUACAAACUCCACCAAUCCAACACGUUCCUGUCGAUACGAACGAAUUGCGAGAUAAUGUCUUCGAUUUCAUUCGCACAAUAAAAGAUCCCGAAAAACCCAACACGUUAGAAGAAUUAAAUGUAGUCUACGAUGAAGGUGUCAUUGUGCAAAACCCGACGGCCGGGAACAUUAGUGUCAUACGGGUCGAGUUUAAUCCGACCGUUCCGCAUUGCUCGUUGGCAACUUUAAUUGGAUUGUGUAUUAGAAUCAAACUUGAACGGAGUAUACCUCAGGAGAUGAAACUAGAUAUAUUUAUUAAGAAAGGUGCACAUUCGACAGAAGACGAAAUAAAUAAACAAAUAAACGAUAAGGAAAGGAUAGCGGCUGCUAUGGAGAAUCCAAAUUUGAGAGAAAUGGUGGAGAACUGCAUAAAGGAAGAAGACUGAAAUUCUCUUAUUUUUAUGUUUAUAAUUAUUUUGAUCUAUGUAUAAAGUUUUAAUUGUGACUAAUAAAUUUUUAAAUUAAU